AUGAGCGAAAUAAUGGUCGACGAGUCCCCCGCGAGAGAUUUGAGCAAGCUCGAGAUCGGCCAGUACUCCGUCGAGAGCUUCCAGGUGCCGGUCCCCGCGGGCGACUGCUCGAUCCACCUGCUGGUAAAGGACCCGCCUGAGUCGACGAACAAGUAUUGGGAUAAGUUUGAUCCUAGCCAGCAUGACCUCACGGAUGCAACUGGCCUGGGGUAUGUGCGCGGCCUGGAGAGACUUGGUACUAUUGAGCGGGGCACGAUCCUCCGCGCAGUGCUUGUUGAUGGGGGCUAUGACGGCGACCGACUCAGUGGUGGAAAGGCAGCCAACGCCAUCAGGACAGUCAUCAAAACCAUUGAAACAGACUUUAACAUGACAUCCCUCAAGUUCGAUGCAUGGGUGGUCACCCAUUGGGACCGCGACCACUAUUGCGGCACGCUCCAGAUGCUGGUGGACGACCUGACCGAUCAGUAUCUGUUGCAGAGCAUGAACCCGACGGCUACGGGCGCGAAAGACGAACAGCGCAUUAAAUCGACGUAUUUUAAGUACGAGGCUGGGGAGCCGACCACAAUAAUGUAUUGCCCCGUCUUCGAGUUGACGGACGAGCAGAAGGAAGAGAAGGAGGAGAAGCAGAAGAAGAAAGAGGAGAAGCAGAAGGAGAAGGAGCAAGCGAAGGCGAAAGCGAAAGAGGCCAAGCAGGCCAAGCAGGGGAAGCAGGGGAAGCAGGCGAUGCAGGCGAUGCAGGCGACGAAGGUGACGGAGAGCCCAAGCACGGUGGUGUCAGACUCGCCACACUGGCGACUCCGACGAUCCGAGCCAGAGAAACAGCCAGAGAACCAGAUCCAGGUUGAAAAAACGGGGCAGGCCAACUUUGUCGACGUGAUGGUGGCCUUCAGGGACGUGCCGGAGCCGAAUCGAGGCGCGCGGACUGACGGGGAAGACGAGGAAGACGGGGAAGACGGGGAAGAGGCGGAAAGCGAGGACGAGGAGAAGAGGAAAAAGAAAAAGGGAGGGAAGAAGCAGCAGCAGAAGGAAGACAAAUCCAAGGGUUCCAAGUUGGAGCAGAAAGUGAAGACCAAAAAGACGGCGCAAGAGCAAAAGGAUGCGGCCCUCAAGCACAUCUAUCGCUCGCUGAAUCGAUCGCUCACCAAGAAUCCCGUGGACGCGCAUUGGCAGCCGCGCAUCUGCAAAAUCGUCGCGGGCUGGGACCAGCUGCGCGGAAGGGACUUCUUCUCCGGCGAGUCGAAGAUCGAUAACGACGUGGCUUCCAUUCCAUUCAAGGACCUGGUGAAAGGCAUCGCCGGGACACCGGCCUUCCUCUGUGUUGGCGCCGAGGGAUACUUGUUGAACAAGGCGCGGGAGAAUCAGAACCAGCGGCGUGAGACGCACAAAAAGACCGUCGCCGCGGCCAAGAAUAACAGGAAAGCAGCCCAAAAUGAGCGUCCACCGGAAACGGCAAAGCCCUGGACGGCGAACGGGGAUACGUGGGAGAAUUACAUCUCGAUCAUGUCGCUGAUCGUGUGGCCGCCCAGCCCGCGGAACGGGGAGAACGGCCGCAUCUCGUACUUCUGCGGCGGCGACGCCAACGCCGUGUCCGAGAAGGAGCUCGCCGAAUGGUUGGACGGGUAUUCCGUGGCGGUCCUCAAAGCCUCGCAUCACGGCGCCCACACGGCCACCCCCCGGAGCUGCUCAAGAAGCUGCAUCCAGACAAGGUGCUGCUACCGGCAGGCUACGAGUAUGGACAUCCCAGUGAGUCGGACCCGGUCGAGCCCUCCCCCCUGCUCAGCGACAACUGCGAAAUACUCCAAAUACUAA
Molecule: messenger RNA, 1809 nt
Organism: Penicillium macrosclerotiorum
Lineage: Eukaryota; Fungi; Ascomycota; Eurotiomycetes; Eurotiales; Aspergillaceae
Exons: 1
Coding region: 1-1809 (602 amino acids)
Source: RefSeq, a predicted model, not a curated record